UUUCUCGACCAGUAACCACCACGUGUCUCCCUUCUUUCAAACUAAUAAAUCAUGGGUCCACUGUAACAGAGAACUCUGAGAAGCACUCGAUCUCUGCCACCCUCCGCUCUCUUUCUCUCCCAAGAACGCCUUUAUAUAACUUGCUUCGUGCCUAGGCUACUAUACGCGCGUCUUCGUCACUCUACAAAACCUUAAUUAAACUUUAAUAACUACAUUACUAAUCCCAUUUUUCUUAUUAAACCUCCCCUACCCCGCCAUUAUUCUCAAAGAAAAUCCAAACGACGACGACGAAGCAAAACGUAUACGCAUAGCUUAUCAGUCACCUGCGUAACGCCAUUUUUUCUUCCUUAGAAUAAGCAAACAAUGCGUUGAUUGUCAUCGGAAGCAAGAAGUUGAAAUUGCGGUAACACAAAGCGGCAAAGCAACAGCUGAAGCAAGAAAAAAAGAAAAAAAAGCAAAAGAGGAUCCUUAUCUGUUUCUUCAAGCCAUUUCUUGCUUAUAUAUAGAUUCCAAAAGGAGUAAAUCAAGACAUCUUAUCGAUCUUGAAUAACUGGAUGAUGGUAAUUGCAGCGAAAAUGGUAAGAGGAAAGAAGGUAGAGAUUGUUUCUCUACUUAUUCUUGUGAUAGUGAUGGCGGCAACGGCGGCGACCGUGACGUAUGACCACCGUGCUCUUGUAAUCGACGGGAAAAGGAAGAUUCUGAUAUCUGGCUCAAUUCACUAUCCUCGUAGCACUCCUGAGAUGUGGCCAGACCUUAUACAGAAAUCAAAGGACGGUGGCUUGGACGUUAUAGAGACGUACGUGUUCUGGAAUGGUCACGAGCCUGAGAAGAACAAGUAUAAUUUUGAAGGAAGAUAUGAUUUAGUAAAAUUUGUGAAGCUUGCUGCUAAAGCUGGUCUCUACGUUCAUCUACGAAUUGGUCCUUAUGCUUGCGCAGAAUGGAAUUACGGUGGUUUCCCAGUGUGGUUACAUUUUGUUCCUGGAAUUAAGUUUCGAACUGACAACGAACCAUUUAAGGCGGAAAUGCAGCGGUUCACUGCCAAGAUUGUUGAUCUGAUGAAGCAAGAAAAGCUAUAUGCAUCACAAGGAGGCCCAAUCAUUCUCUCCCAGAUUGAGAAUGAAUACGGGAAUAUUGAUUCAGCUUAUGGUGCUGCUGGUAAAAGUUAUAUGAAGUGGUCUGCUUCUAUGGCUCUUUCACUAGAUACUGGAGUACCCUGGAACAUGUGCCAACAAGGAGAUGCUCCUGAUCCCAUUAUCAACACAUGCAACGGUUUCUACUGUGACCAGUUUACUCCCAACUCAAACAACAAACCUAAGAUGUGGACCGAGAAUUGGAGUGGAUGGUUCCUUGGUUUUGGAGAACCGACCCCUUACAGGCCAGUUGAAGAUCUUGCAUUUGCGGUCGCACGGUUUUUCCAACGAGGUGGAACUUUCCAGAACUAUUACAUGUAUCAUGGUGGAACAAACUUUGAAAGAACAAGUGGAGGACCCUUAAUCUCUACUAGUUAUGACUAUGAUGCUCCCAUUGAUGAGUAUGGACUUCUGAGACAACCAAAAUGGGGACACUUGCGAGAUCUACACAAGGCUAUCAAGCUUUGUGAAGACGCCUUGAUUGCUACAGAUCCAGAAAUUACUUCGUUAGGUUCAAAUUUGGAGGCAGCUGUAUACAAAACUUCAUCUGGAUCAUGCGCUGCUUUUCUUGCAAACAUCGGCACACAAUCUGAUGCAACUGUGACUUUCAAUGGCAAAUCAUAUCGCUUGCCUGCAUGGUCCGUUAGCAUCUUGCCGGAUUGCAAGAAUGUUGCUUUCAACACAGCAAAGAUAAAUUCUGCAACGGAGUCUACCGCAUUUGCUCGUCAAUCAUUAAAGCCAGAUGGUGGUUCGUCUGCGGAACUAGGAUCACAAUGGAGUCACAUAAAAGAACCUAUUGGAAUAUCCGAGGCUGAUGCAUUGGUGAAACCUGGAUUGUUGGAGCAGAUUAACACUACAGCUGAUAAAAGCGACUACUUGUGGUACUCACUGAGGAUGGAUAUUAAAGGCGAUGAGACUUUCCUUGAUGAAGGAUCCAAAGCUGUCCUUCACAUCCAAUCCAUAGGCCAAGUGGUGUAUGCUUUUAUAAAUGGAAAACUUGCAGGAAGUGGAAAUGACAGGACAAAUAUUUCUUUGGACAUCCCAAUUAAUCUUGUAACUGGGAAGAACACAAUUGAUCUUCUUAGUGUGACCGUAGGGCUUGCGAACUAUGGAGCUUUCUUUGACAUAAUUGGAGCAGGAAUCACCGGUCCUGUGUCACUUAACAGCGCGAAAACUGGUAGCUCAAUGGAUUUGUCAUCACACCAAUGGACUUAUCAGGUUGGACUCAAAGGGGAAGACACAGGUUUAGGAAGUGGAGAUUCUUCUGAAUGGGUUUCAAACUCUCCUUUGCCCACUAACCAGCCACUAGUUUGGUACAAGACAACAUUUGACGCUCCUUCUGGGAGUGAACCAGUAGCUAUAGACUUCACAGGCACAGGAAAAGGCAUUGCGUGGGUGAACGGACAGAGCAUAGGUCGGUACUGGCCGACCAGUAUUGCACGAACCGAUGGUUGCGUAGGGUCAUGCAACUAUAGAGGAACUUACCGCAAUGACAAAUGUCUCAAGAACUGUGGAAAACCUUCGCAGACAUUGUAUCACGUGCCUCGCUCGUGGAUUAAACCAAGCGGGAACACUCUUGUUCUGUUGGAAGAAAUGGGUGGAGAUCCGACAAAGAUAUCUUUUGCAACUAAACACACAGGAAGCAACUUGUGUUUGAAGGUGUCAGAGUCUCAUCCAGCUCCUGUGGACACGUGGACUUCGGACUCCAAGUUCUCAAACAGAACUAGUCCGGCGGUUCUUUCCUUAAAAUGCCCUGUCUCCACUCAGGUGAUAUCUUCUAUAAGAUUUGCAAGCUUCGGUACACCCACAGGUAGUUGCGGUAGUUUUAGCCACGGCCGUUGCAAUAGCGCCCGAUCUCUCUCCGUGGUUCAAAAGGCGUGUGUUGGAUCAAGGAGUUGCAAAGUUGAAGUCUCGACAAGAGUCUUCGGAGAGCCUUGUCAUGGCGUCGUCAAGAGCUUAGCUGUGGAAGCUGUUUGUGCAUGAGUGACAUGUUCCUUUUACCUCCGCAGAUUUGAUAUGAUAUGUAAUUGUUUUAAAAUAAAGCAAAUGAAAUGGAUGAUAAUAUGAAGUCGUCAAUUCAAAUAAAUUUGGCAGGAAUUAAAAAAGUUCUCUUUUUGUAGCUAUUUGUUACUCUUAGAGUGUAGACACAAAAAAAAAUGUUGUAUCAAGAUACUUUUUAGCCA
Molecule: messenger RNA, 3313 nt
Organism: Brassica rapa (field mustard)
Lineage: Eukaryota; Viridiplantae; Streptophyta; Magnoliopsida; Brassicales; Brassicaceae
Product: beta-galactosidase 8
Biological process (GO): carbohydrate metabolic process
Molecular function (GO): hydrolase activity, hydrolyzing O-glycosyl compounds; carbohydrate binding
Source: RefSeq, a predicted model, not a curated record